Carlito syrichta (Philippine tarsier) is the source of this 789-nucleotide messenger RNA. Its product is annotated as peptidyl-prolyl cis-trans isomerase F, mitochondrial-like. Gene Ontology annotation, cellular component: mitochondrion. Gene Ontology annotation, biological process: cellular response to hydrogen peroxide; regulation of mitochondrial membrane permeability involved in programmed necrotic cell death; protein peptidyl-prolyl isomerization. The record is from RefSeq and is a predicted model, not a curated record. Lineage: Eukaryota; Metazoa; Chordata; Mammalia; Primates; Tarsiidae. Gene Ontology annotation, molecular function: peptidyl-prolyl cis-trans isomerase activity.
AUGCUAGCGCUGCGCUGCGUCCGCCUGUUCCACCUGCUUCCAGCCCCGCGCCCCGCGCCGCUGCGCCUCCCCGCGGUCCGCGCCUGCAGCGGCGGCGCCCGCGACGCGUCCUCUACCUCCUCCGGGAACCCCCGGUGUACCAGCGUGGGCGCCGACGGGCAGCCCUCGGCCCGCGUGGUGCCGGAGCUGAAGGCAGAUGUGGUCCCAAAGACAGCUGAGAACUUCAGAGCCCUGUGCACUGGUGAGAAGGGGUUCGGCUACAAUGGCUCGACCUUCCACAGGGUGAUCCCAUCCUCCGUGUGCCUGGCGGGCGACUUCGCCAACCACAAUGGCACAGGGGGGACGUUCAUCCACAGAAGCCACUUUCCCGACGAGAACUUCACACUGGAGCAUGUGGAACCAGGUGUCCUGUCCAUGGCUAACGCUGGCCCCAACACCAAUGGCUCCCAGUUCUUCAUCUGCACCACAAAGACAGAUGGGUUGGAUGGCAAACAUGUUGUGUUCGGCCACGUCAAAGAAGGCGUGGACGUCGUGAAGACAAUAGAAUCUUAUGGCUCUAAGAGUGGGAAGACAUCCAAGAAGACUGUCAUCACAGACUGUGGCCAGCUGAGCUAACCGUGGCCAGGGGGCUAAGAUGGUGGCAGGCGUGUGUGUGUUGACUUACCCAGGUAGCCACCUCGGGCUCUUUGCAGAGGCCCCGAAGAGUUGCCUGUGCCCACUCCAAUGUCACUAUGCUUGAGGAAGGCCACUCAGGGAUAUUGGACCUCUACCAGAACUCUCCAGUCUGCU